Messenger RNA from Suillus paluster, 1328 nucleotides. RefSeq lists its product as uncharacterized. NCBI's taxonomy places the organism in Eukaryota, Fungi, Basidiomycota, Agaricomycetes, Boletales, Suillaceae. Bases 119 to 886 code for a protein of 255 amino acids. The transcript is spliced from 4 exons. The record is from RefSeq and is a predicted model, not a curated record.
CUGAGUACUGAGUGUUCUGUCCGCGCCGGCCCUCUCAAAUUCUAAACGCGUCAACAAGCCACAACAAACGCGCCACUGUUAACCGUCACGCUCAUCACUCACUACAGCGCACAACGAAAUGUUGAGCAUGCAAAGCUCUAGUCCAAUUUUUCAGACCCCAUCUACUCCUGGACGUUCGUCGUAUUACUCUGCGAGAAGUCAUCAACCGCUUGCUUCGUCACCCCUGGCUUCUCCGAAAUCAUCACCGGUAGUGUCUGCCCAAGCACGACGACAAGCUCAAUACAAAGCUCGCCCGCUUGCCACCCAGCUCCCAUGUGUGCAAGCCGGUAGCAGGACGCCCGAAAACCCACAGAAAACAUUUUUACGCGAUCGUUUCAAAGCGCGAUGUCUUGAGCGUGCCCAGAAACAACGACAGGAUAAAGUCCAAAAGCAAAGAACAGCUAGCAGCAGUGACGUGUUUUUUGACGCCGAGAUGGACUGUGACGAUGAAGAUGAAGACGAUGAAUCCAUUAUGCAAGAUGAGCUCUUUCGGAGAAUAAUAGCAAAUACUGCACAUAAGAAAAACCAUGCAUAUCGUCUUUCGUACUCUUGUGACGUUGGAUCCUCCAUUGACCCGGACAUGGAGGACGUGAGCCGGUGGGAAAGUGAAUUGCAAGAAAUGCCCCCUGACAGCUAUAGCGUGACACCCGAAGACCUCGAGCAAGAGGAAAUUGAGGCUUACGCCACAGAAUAUGCAAACUUUCAAGAAUUGUCGGAUCUGGGUGUUACUAUUGACGACUUUUCUGCGUGGAGUGACAUUGAAGAAACAGAAACUCCAGUGCCGUCAUCGCAAAUGACAGACAAGGCAGGGCGGUCGUCGGAGGAUCAUGAUAUGGAUCUAUCCUAACUCAAAUUGCAUGCUGUAAUUGUGCGUUCUGCUGUGGGUAGAUAUUAUCCUCUUGUGAUUUGUUGUAUCAUUAUCUAGUGUUACUGUAAAUUAUGGACCCCGUGCAGACUUCGGAUCAAUACUCUCCCGUCCGCAAGACAUACACAGUUACUAAUUACUCAAAAACGCGGAUCCAGUCUCUUUCCAGAGUCUUUCCCACCGCCGGUGGAGAGGUUGAGGUGGUCUGCUGUGGCAAAGUUAGAUGUUCCUUUAUACAGAAAUUCACUCCCAGCACAACCUUAUUCCUGGACCUCUCCUUACUUAUUCCUCGACUCUGCUUCUGGAACUGAAUGUCACACGAGCAACCAAGAACUCGCUCGCAGACCGCCUUGACCUCUCCAGCAGUGAGCCUGGCCCCUGCCACCCGUUCAGACCGAUCACUGUUCUGUCAGGUCCUCAGGGC